Penicillium argentinense is the source of this 774-nucleotide messenger RNA. Its product is annotated as U1A/U2B'/SNF family RNA-binding protein. Gene Ontology annotation, molecular function: mRNA binding. The coding region runs from base 1 to 774 and encodes 257 amino acids. Gene Ontology annotation, cellular component: cytosol. Lineage: Eukaryota; Fungi; Ascomycota; Eurotiomycetes; Eurotiales; Aspergillaceae. The record is from RefSeq and is a predicted model, not a curated record. The transcript is spliced from 4 exons.
AUGGCGACCGAGGACCCCAAGGAAGCUGGCAUCACGCCUAACUGCACUGUCUACAUUCGGAACUUGCGGGAGCGCGUUAACUUCGGCAAGAUGCAGGAGCAACUGCGAGAGAUUUUCGAGGACUAUGGCCAAGUGACCGAGAUCAUCCUGAAGCGUAGCCUGAAGCGCAGGGGCCAGGCUUUUAUCGUUUUCGACAGCGUCGAGGCGGCGGCCAACGCCAUCGAGGAAAUCAACGGAUUCGAGCUCUUUGGCAAGCCCAUGGUUCUGGCCUAUGCGCAAACGCGAAGUGAUGCGACGGUCUUGCGCGAGGAUGGUCCGGAGGCGCUGCAGGCCCACAAGGAGGAGCGUCUGGCAAAGAAGGAGCUCCGCCAAGCUCAAGAGGCCCAGGAAGCAGCGAACAAGAAGCGCCCCGCUCCCGACGCCGACGACUCUGCACGCCCCAGCAAACUGAUCAAGGGCGCUGGCCUCAAGUCUACCGCUCCUUCUCAGGAUAUGACCCUGGUCGGCGAGUAUGCCGAGCCAAACACAACCCUUUUCCUGCAGCGACUGCCACCCGGCGUCAACGAAGAGGUCCUGAUGGCGGUGUAUGAGCGUUUCGAGGGAUUCAAGGAAGUCAGACAUUUUGAAGCAUAUCCAGACAUCGGUUUCGUCGAGUUUGCGACUCUGGCUAGUGCCAUCAGCGCCAAGGAAGCCACGGACAAUACGCCCAUUGGACCCGAGGGCAAGCUGAUGCGCGUUACUUACCAGAACAAAGGGAACGCGAAUGACAAUUGA